Messenger RNA from Ostrea edulis (European flat oyster), 5103 nucleotides. RefSeq lists its product as uncharacterized. The transcript is spliced from 6 exons. Lineage: Eukaryota; Metazoa; Mollusca; Bivalvia; Ostreida; Ostreidae. Gene Ontology annotation, biological process: DNA repair; telomere maintenance. The coding region runs from base 1 to 5103 and encodes 1700 amino acids. Gene Ontology annotation, molecular function: DNA helicase activity; ATP hydrolysis activity. The record is from RefSeq and is a predicted model, not a curated record.
AUGACUUCACCUUUAUUUAGCUUCCAUACAUCUACACCUAGAGAGAGUGGUGGUGCUAGGCCUAAGGUCAUGAGUCAGAGUGUUAGACAUAGCGACUUAGAUGAUAGCAUUGAGGAUGAUUAUGUGCCCCUUGACAGAGAACAUGGCAGUAUGUGUCUGGAAGAUGUAGAGAAAGAGUUUGAAGAACUCACAGCACGUUUUGAUAGAUGUAAGGAAGAAUUGAAUGAGAGUAGAGCCUUAGGGUCUAUGGUUGAUUAUCAACAACAAAGACAAAGUGACAGUCAGAGCCAAUCACUUUUUAGUCAAAAUGUGAGUGAUGGUGAUACUGAAACUGAGAAUAAAGUAAAAUUUGAUCGACCAAAGUCAGAGCUUGCUAAAACACAACCAAAGGAAACCAGUAGCAGUGAAGGUGAGACUGAAACUGAACCUCCAAGUGGCAGUGACGACUUCUUCACUUACCAGUGGGACAGCCUACUGGUAGAGGCGGAUACUCCUCCAAAGAAAAGGUUUCCCCCAUGUAAGCUUUCAGCAUUUGGUGAGGAUCAGUCCUGUCAAAUCAUAUCUUCAGAUGAAGAAAUAAAUCAGCCUCAAAGUGCAAGUAUCUUACGACGCAGAAAGCGGGCUACUCCGAAAAGAGAAAAAAAGAAAGCCACAAACAAAUUAAAGUACUCUACAGAUGUUGACUUCAGUGAGAAAAAGAAAGCCGCAGGCACACUAAAGUAUUCUACAGAUGUUGACUACAGAGAAAAAAAGAAAGUCACAAGCAAAUUGAAGUACUCUACAGAUGAGAGAAAGAAAGCAAAAUAUUCAACAAAUAUGAACUAUAGAGAACAAAUGAAACAUCUGAGUAGAAAUAAGUAUUCUACAAAUAUGGACCAUAGAGAGAAAUUGAAAUGUUCCAAUAAACAGAAAUAUGAAUCAAAUCUUGUCUACAGAAAGAAGUUGAAAGAGAAAAGCAAAUUGAAGUACCGUAGAUUUGAUUGCUUUCGACAGAAAGUUAAAGCGUCUUCUAUCAAAAAGUAUGCAAGGGACCCACUAUUUAGGCAUGCCGUAAAAUUUUCAUUGAAAAGGAAAUACCAUGAAAGUAGCAUAUUACGUGAGCGGAAGAAACAAAGAGUGACUGCAUCUCGCACAAACACCUCCAAAUCUAUCAAAACAUUUAAGCAGAAUAUAGCAAGAAUACCAAAAUAUGUGUGCUCAGUUUGCAUCAGACUGCUUUAUUCAACCCAAGUGAAGGCAUGUAGAAGGGAACGCUAUUGUAUUGGUGGAGAAUUGAGUGAAAUAGCUGAUAAGUGCUUGAAUGACUUCUCUGUACACAGAUGUGAAGAGAGUAACUGUCCUGAGAAUUGCUGGAUUUCUUUGGUCAAUACCGAUAAAGAAUGGAUUUGUCAUACAUGUAAUAGACACUUAAGAAAAGGUUCCAUGCCACCUCAAGCUCAAGCCAGUAAUAUGUUCUUGAACCAAGUUCCAGAGGCGCUAUCUAGACUCAACAUUCUUGAAAGACAAUUGAUAGCAUUGAGAUUACCUUUUAUGAAAUUGUUGUCUCUACCAAGAGGAGGUCAGAAGGGAGUCAAAGGGCCAGUAGUUAAUGUGCCAUCAGACGUAGAAAGUGUGACUUCUGCCCUUCCCAGGAGUGUAAAUGAUGCACAACUUGUGAAAGUGAAGCUCAAGAGAAAGCUGUCUUAUAAAAACUACUACACUUAUAAGUGGAUAAAUCCUUCUAAUGUCAUUGAUGCACUCAAAUAUUUAAAAGAAAACAAUUACUGGUAUAAAAACAUAACAAUAGACAGCUCUUGGAUGGAGAAUAUCACACAGGAUGAAUUGGUUAGAGAAUGUGAUGGUGGUGAAGGUGACAGUGAUGAAGAACCUGAAGAUCAAACAGACAUCAGUGAAAUGCCAGUGGAAACAUGUUUCCAGCCUGUAGAUGUAGGACAGGAGGUUUUGGAUUCCAACAAGACUCUUUGUAUUGCUCCUGCAGAAAGUCACAGUCCACGAAACAUAUUUCAAGAAAAGGGUUCUGAUGCAAUGGCAUUCCCAUCACUGUUACCUGAUGGACAUUUUGGAUUAUUUGAAGAUAGAGAAGUGAAGUUAACACCAGCGAAGUACUUUAAUGCUAGGCUGUUCUCUGCUGACAACAGGUUUGCCAACAACAAAGAAUUCAUAUUUUUUGCCCAGUAUGUUGCAGAGAUCAAUUAUAUAUCUUCAAACAUCUCCUUGGCUUUACGCAAAGGAAAACCUACAACCGAGGACGGAACACCUGUUACUGCAAGAAUGCUUUUAGACUCAGACAAUGCCAGGAAUAUUCUUAAAUCAGACAUAGGUUUCCGAUUUCUUCAACCUGUGCGUGGGACUCCGCCAUAUUGGCAGCGUACGAUGAAAGACCUGUAUGCUAUGAUUCAUCAACUGGGAAUCCCUACCUGGUUUUUAACCUUUUCAGCAGCUGAGAUGAGAUGGGAGGAAGUGAUAGAAACAAUAUUGUAUGUAAAUAAUGAUUUUAGAAAUGUUACAGAUAUUGAAUGCUCAGAAAGAUUUUCCCUGAUAGCAGACAACCCAGUCAUAUGUUCUCGAAUGUUUGACCACCGUGUGAAGGCUUUAUUCACCGAUUUAUUAAUGUCUCCAUCUGCCCCUGUUGGAAAGGUAGUAGACUACUUCUUUAGGACGGAAUUUCAACAGCGAGGUUCCCCUCAUAUCCAUUCACUUCUAUGGAUUGAUGGAGCACCCAAAUUUAAUGAGAACACUGACGAAGAGGUCUGUGAGUUUAUAGACAAAUAUGUUACCUGCAAAAUGCCAGAUGCAGAUAAUGAUCCUGAGUUACAUGAAAUCAUAUCAACAGUUCAGGUUCAUAGUAAAUCCCACAGUAAGUCCUGCAAGAAGUACUCGACAACAUGCCGAUUUAAUUUUCCACGUCCACCGGUACAACAAACUUUUAUAGCAAGGACUGAACCUGUUGAAGAACAGACAAAUGACCAAUCCAAGGUACCAGUUACUGAAAGGGAAUUUGACGAAUUAUACAAGAAAGCUGCUAUAAAGUCUAAGGAAAUUCUGAAAGACAUCUGGCUUCUUCUGUCUUCGGCAGAUGAAACAGGCUAUGAUAUGUCAAAGAUCCUUCAAUUAGUUGGAGUGACCUACAAUCAGUAUAUUGACUGUUUGACAAGUGUGGCAAAGCGAAACACUGUGUACCUUAAAAGAGAUUUGAGCGAUAUGUGGGUAAACAGCUACAAUGCAGAUCUUUCCAGAGCAUGGAAUGCAAACCUUGACAUCCAGUUUGUGACUGAUUCGUAUGCAUGUGUAGCCUACAUACUCUCUCAUAUUAGUAAAGCUGAGGCAGAAAUGGGAGAUCUUCUAUCAAAUGCUCAGAAGGAAGCUGAAGAAGGGAACACAGAUGCUCUCUCAGCCAUGAGGAAGAUUGGGAAUGUUUAUUUGCAGAGCCGCGAGGUAUCAGGCCAAGAAGCGAUUUAUAGAGUGUGCAGCUUACACCUGAAAGACUCUUCAAGAGAGGUUGUAUUUGUACCAUGUGGUAGUAACAUUCUAAAGAUGAGUCUUCCAGUCAGUCUCGUAAAGGCACGAUCUAGGCAAGGAGGUGGAGAUGAAGAAAAUAUUUGGAUGACGUCUGUACAUGAAAAAUCACCCAUUACCUUGCCUUUAGGAAUUGAAAGUUUUGAAGCUUUUGUCAAGAAUGGGAGUCAGAACAAUACAACUGUUAUUCAGAUUAUAGAACGGAAUCGACACAAUUUUCAACAGGAUACUCAAAGUUUAGAAAAAGCUUGGCAAGAUAUACAGGAUGGAAAAAUUCAAGAAGAAUCCUGGGUAAAUUUGGCUCCUGAAGCUGAGGCAGUGAGAAUCGAAAUUGAUAUGGACCGACCAGAAGAAAGUAAUGAACACCUGGAGGAAAUACCUGAGCUUAGAGUAGAGGAAAAAUCAGAAAAGGAAAAGCAUCAGUUCAGCUAUGAACCACCUACAGUGUCACAAAAAGUAAUUCAAGAUUCCUUGAGAAGUAUGAAUGAUAUUCAACAAAAGGUCUUCUUCAAAAUACGCGACUGGUGUCUUCAGAUGAUUUGGAAGAAAAAUCCAGAUCCAUUUCAUGUCUUCCUUACUGGUGGGGCUGGUACCGGAAAAUCUCAUCUCAUUCGUUGUAUCUUCCAUGAGGCAACAAGGAUCCUAUCCAAGACAGCAGACUCACCUGACUCAACAUGUGUUCUGUUAACUGCGCCAACUGGGACUGCUGCCUUCAAUAUCCAGGGUAUGACUGUCCACUCAGCCUUUGCCAUUAACAAGACAGUUAGACUUCCUUAUCAGCCUUUAGGUGAGAGUUUACUCAACACAUUAAGAAGCAAGUUUGACAACCUUUCAAUUGUCAUAAUUGAUGAAGUCUCAAUGGUGGAUCAAAAGAUACUUGCAUACGUUCAUGGCAGACUCUCACAGAUAAAACACACUAAGAAAUUAUUUGGUGCAGUAUCUAUCUUAGCAGUGGGAGACUUCUACCAGCUGCCACCAGUAAAGGGACUUGCUUUAUACAAGAAAAGAGAGGCAAACUUUCUGGACCUCUGGAAUGGAACCUUUUCUAUUGUAGAACUUAAAGAGAUCAUGAGACAAAAGGAUGACCAGUUCUUUGCAGAAAUGUUGAAUAGAGUGAGAGUGCAUCCUCGUGGGACACCACUACAGCAAGCUGAUAUAGAUGCCCUUCAAAAUGUGUCCAAACAAGUAACACCGGUUGAAUUUAAAAAUGCUCUGCACAUCUUCCCAACUAAUGCAGAAGUAAAGGAACACAAUGACAUCAUGAUAGAUCAAACUUGUCACCCCCUUUAUACGUCCAUAGCAAAAGACUAUUAUACAGAUAUAGUGACAGGCAGGCAAUGCCAAAGAAAUGAACCCUUGGUUAGUGUGAAGGCGGAAGACUUGCCAACUUCCAUUAAAGUUGGUGUUGGUGCAAGGGUAAUGUUAACCAGAAAUAUAGAUACCGACGAUGGUUUGGUUAACGGAGCAUUUGGCACUGUUACAGCAGUCAAUGUGGAUUCUUCGAAACAAGUGAGGAAUAUUGACAUUGAAUUUGACAAUAAAAAAGUUGGUCAGAAACAUAAGAAGAAAGCUGUUACAACUAGAUAA